Messenger RNA from Rosa rugosa (rugosa rose), 1428 nucleotides. Its product is annotated as chitinase-like protein 1. The transcript has 3 exons. Gene Ontology annotation, biological process: cell wall macromolecule catabolic process; chitin catabolic process; carbohydrate metabolic process. The coding region runs from base 115 to 1080 and encodes 321 amino acids. The record is from RefSeq and is a predicted model, not a curated record. Lineage: Eukaryota; Viridiplantae; Streptophyta; Magnoliopsida; Rosales; Rosaceae. Gene Ontology annotation, molecular function: chitinase activity.
AAAACCCAAAACACAGAACCACCAAAUCACUCCUCCUUAGUUAUUCCCUCCCUCUCCAAAAAACAACCCAAGCCCAUCAGAUCUGAACCGCCCCCUCACAAUUCUCUCCCACCAAUGAAGACCUCUCCGUUGGUUUCCGCGGCGGUGGUGGCGGUGGUUCUGCUCAGUGUACUAUGCGUGAAUGCCUUCGACGACCAGGUGUCGGCGACCCCGACGCUGGUCAAGAAGGUCAAAGGAAAGAAGGUGUGCGACAAAGGGUGGGAGUGUAAGGGGUGGUCACAGUACUGUUGCAAUCUCACCAUUACCGAUGUCUUCCAGACCUACCAAUUCGAGGAGCUCUUCAAAAACCGGAACUCGCCGGUGGCUCACGCCGUUGGAUUCUGGGACUUCCAGUCCUUCAUUCUCGCCGCCGCGCUUUUCGAGCCACAAGGGUUUUGCACCACCGGCGGGAAGCUUAUGCAGAUGAAGGAGCUCGCCGCUUUUCUCGGACAUGUCGGCAGCAAGACCUCUUGUGGUUACGGUGUGGCCACCGGAGGACCAUUGGCAUGGGGACUUUGCUAUAACAGGGAAAUGAGUCCCAUGCAGUCAUACUGUGAUGACUUCUACAAAUACACAUAUCCCUGCUCCCCUGGAGCUGACUACUACGGUCGUGGUGCUUUGCCUAUCUACUGGAACUACAAUUACGGUGCAGCUGGGGAAGCAUUGAAGGUUGAUCUGUUGAACCAUCCAGAAUACAUUGAGCAGAAUGCUACUCUUGCCUUCCAGGCUGCAAUAUGGAGGUGGAUGACUCCUAUCAAGAAAUCGCAACCCUCAGCCCACGAAGCAUUCGUUGGCACUUGGAAGCCUACCAAGAAUGACACAUUGUCCAAGCGAUUUCCAGGAUUUGGCGCAACAAUGAAUAUUCUAUAUGGGGAGCAAGUUUGUGGCCAGGGCGACAUUGACGCCAUGAACAACAUCGUUUCCCAUUACCAGUAUUACCUCGACCUUUUGGGUGUUGGUCGUGAGGAAGCAGGUCCCCAUGACGUGCUAACUUGUGCUGAGCAGCUUGCAUUUAAUCCAAUUACCAAAGCAUCUUCUUGAACUCUUAAGUGGUGCGAGAGCCUACCUUAUCACAUCCAUCCCUUAUGUUUUCAGAUAAAAAAAAAUUACAAAAAAGAAAAAUCAAAAUCAAUUUCCCAUCCUUGCCAGGACUGUUUCUCCUUAAGGUGAACUAUCAAUAAAUGAACGUGUCCAAGCUAGAUGUUAAUAUGAUUAUUUGGAAUGCAGAUGUGUGAAGCUACAUAUGGGUGAGAAUACAUAAAGUGGUAUUUAUUUGUUCUUAAUAGUUUAUUGUUGCUAUAUUGAUUUUGAAUUUUAUUCUUUUACAAGGUCGAAAUGUGUGAUCAUGUAAUUUGUAAAAUGUAAUAUAUAUGAACCAGUUUCUUGUCA